AUGGACCAGGUGGACCACUGGGUCGUGAGCGUCCCUCUGGUGGACGAGCCUGAGGCGGACGUGUACAGCGAGUACAACGCGGCUUACGACCCGGACGACCCGUGGGCGGCGCGGAGGGCCGGACUCGCUGACCACUGGAACGGCAUGCCGAGCCCGAACCUCACCGACUUCGAGGUACUAGAAGAGGCGAGUUCUCGACAGGUCACCAUGACUGCUGCCGUGUUCAAGAAGAAGGCCCCCGCGGCCGUCGCGGGAUUUCGCUUCCCGCAAGGGACGCUCCAGUUUUUCUUUGAAAGGAUCGUCGGAACUCUUGACUGUCCCGGAACCACGGAGCGUUGCGGCGACACGUGCGCCUCCGAGGAGCUGGACUGCUUCCUGGUCGACGAGCACGGCGUCGUGGUCGCGGACGAGACGGGCCUUCAGGCCGGACGCCGGCUGUCCGUCGUCAACGAGGACCUCAUGGUGCGCCUCGAGGCGGCCAAAGUGUUCCAGCGCGUCACCGUGUCCGACUACCAGGGCGUGUGUCGCCGCGCAGCCAAGUCGGCCGCCAGGUCAACCUCAGCUGCCCGGGCUCUGCUGCCGCCCGCGAGACCCCACUGGUUGGGGGCGGGGGCCGUCCUGGCCGCCCUCUGGUGGCGACAGCAGCAGCUGCAGCAGCAUGCCCUGGGCUUCAGCCUCGCUCCGGCCGCCGCCUGGCUCCUCGGCGCGCAGGGGGUCGCGGGCAUCAAGCUCAACGACGCAACCACCACUCCGGACCUCCUGGAAGCCCUGAAGCCUCUGCGGGUCAACAAGACCACCCUCCAGCUGUGUAGCGUGAAGGUGGACCUGCACCGCCUCGGCCCCGGCCUGCGCCACCGUCAGUCGUCGCCCCUCAGCUGCGAGAAGAGGUCGUUCGCCGCGGCCGCCGUCCCCGGCACCAACUUGGUGCUGUUGACGGCGCUCAACAACUGCCCCCAGCUGGAACAACUCGAGCCGUUCGCGACAGAGCCCUGGGAGGCCACGUCGCGCAAGGGAGAGCCCGUGUUCAGGAAGCAGGGUUUGCUGUGGCCCCGCCGCCGGCCCCCCACGGCCUGCUACCGCGAGCACGUCGGCGAGCGCAACAUCACCCAGUGCGGAGGCGCGCACCGGGACCGCGCGCUGCACCUCGCCGUCCUGGCAGCCCUGGCCGCGCUCCCGCUGCUCGCGGCGUCGGCCUGAGCGCGCGACCCGUUGCCUUUAAGACUGAUGGAAAGGUCACAACGGUUUAGUUGGAAGGCCCCCUAACUAGAUCUCGUGCUGAGCACAAUUCCGAGCACGUUGUGAUCACAACAACUGGCGUUAUUGGGUAGGCAUGGGUGGACUCAAUGGUAGACUAGACAGUUGAGUGUUGGCAGUGCAUAUACUAUAGCCAACUAUAAGACAUCAACUACCCCCACUCUACCAAUGAGGAUGUCUGACGUUGUCGCCUCGGGCUACAGACCACUCAUAGCGCUUGCAACGCGUGGGGUAGGCCAUCCCGCCAAACAUCUGUGUAGAGCCAGUGGCCCGCUCUGUGAGCGUCUCGGGCUACACACUUACACUUACAUCUCAAUUAAAACUAGCGUUCUAAAACUAGUCAAUUUCAACAUUUCUUCACUUUGAUUUCUUUCUUUCUUUAUUUAUUUAUUCAUUUGUUGUUGUAAUUUAAUGAUUGAAGUAUGUUUUCUCUUUGUAAGUACCUAUAAUGUAAAUAAAUUUGAA
Molecule: messenger RNA, 1719 nt
Organism: Frankliniella occidentalis (western flower thrips)
Lineage: Eukaryota; Metazoa; Arthropoda; Insecta; Thysanoptera; Thripidae
Product: voltage-dependent calcium channel subunit alpha-2/delta-3-like
Exons: 6
Coding region: 1-1197 (398 amino acids)
Source: RefSeq, a predicted model, not a curated record